AUGGACGCCUCCACGUUAUUAGAACAGUACACGCAGGAUCUGUCGAACUUGCCGUCGGAGCUGGCUUAUUUACUGGAAGAGCUCCGCGACAAGGACUUGAAGGAGCAUGAUGUGAAGAAACGGAUCAAUCAGCGCGAUAACCAGCUGUUCAAGUUGAUCAAGCAACAAGGCUCGUUGGUGAAACAUCCCAAAGAAGACCAGAUAUAUCUGAAAAAUAGGGAGGAUUACGAGAAGGCGAUCAAGUUGCAGGAGGAAAAGUGCGUUUUGGCCAACACGGCGCUGUUUUCUAUUGCUAAACACCUCACCCGGCUGGAGAACGACAUCGAGAGACUGGAACAGGAGGGCGUGGUGCCGCCGAUUUUGAACGAGGAGUCGUCCGAGGAAGAGGAUGCCGACAACGGGAUGCUGGACAUGCUGAGCUCGCAGAUCUCGAGCACGUCGCUGGACUCGCUCGGGUCCGGUCCGCGAAAGAACAGACUGCCUCGAAAGUCCAGACACUCCACGCCGUCCAACGUUUAUAUGGGCGGGUACUCGGGCUCGAUGAUGGGUCUACGCAACCGAAUGACGUCGGAAGAGCUGAGCGACUACGAAAUGGAUGACAUGAUACUCAAGGCGCCGCGCAAAAAAAGCUCGUUCCUCGAACACGGAGCCUCAGGAACAGUGACUAUCCCAAAGGCUCCACGCAACUCAAACGAAGAAGACGAGCUGUACUGUUUCUGUCAGCAGGUAUCUUACGGGAACAUGAUUGCAUGCGACAACUCGGAUUGUAAAUAUGAAUGGUUCCACUAUGACUGUGUCGGUCUCAAAGAGCCUCCGCAAGGAAUCUGGUACUGUCCAGAUUGCCGCAAAGACCUCGAGCUCGGCAGAAAAACAGAGCGCAGACGCAGAGACCGCUAG
This is a messenger RNA of Ogataea philodendri, 897 nucleotides long. RefSeq lists its product as uncharacterized. The record is from RefSeq and is a predicted model, not a curated record. Bases 1 to 897 code for a protein of 298 amino acids. The transcript has a single exon. Gene Ontology annotation, biological process: regulation of DNA-templated transcription. Lineage: Eukaryota; Fungi; Ascomycota; Pichiomycetes; Pichiales; Pichiaceae. Gene Ontology annotation, cellular component: nucleus; Rpd3L complex; Rpd3L-Expanded complex.